This is a messenger RNA of Daktulosphaira vitifoliae (grape phylloxera), 2021 nucleotides long. RefSeq lists its product as uncharacterized. The record is from RefSeq and is a predicted model, not a curated record. Bases 837 to 2021 code for a protein of 394 amino acids. The transcript is spliced from 2 exons. NCBI's taxonomy places the organism in Eukaryota, Metazoa, Arthropoda, Insecta, Hemiptera, Phylloxeridae.
AAAGGACGGCACGACGUACACGCCAAACAUGUGUAUAUAAAGUAAAGUAAUAAACUAAGUUAAAGGUUUAAGUUUUUAUCGUUUUUUAUUAAUUAGAUAAUUAAAAGUAAUUUCGAACGGUUUUCUACAGUCCACUUUAAAAACGUAACAUGGUCCUUCGUCCGCGAUUGUAUACCAGCGUCGUGAGAUCUUUUUAGUUUAUAAGUGUCGAUUGAUAAAGAUUAAUAGAAUCUUUAUCGAGGUACAGUUUAUUCGUAAAUCAAAAUACAAUUGAUUUGCCUCUGUGCUGUGCUACACAACUUAGUGUAUUGCACAUAUAGUAACUGUGCGAUUUAAAAAUAGUUGAUUUUCGUUUAAUUUUUCGUUUUGCUUACACAAAUCAGUGAAGCACUUAAGUUCACCAUAAAGUGUACUUGAAGGUCAUUGGGACCAACGUACAUGUGUGUUUUUUCACACGAAAAGUAUUAAUAUCAGUGCCAUUGUCAUUCCAAUUGGAUUACCUCUCGAGAAAAAGUCCAGCGUUGAAAGAAUUAAUAGAAAAUUUGGAAAACCAAGGUAAGAGUCGCCUUCCUAAUUUUUCCUGUCCGUAUUUAUUCUAGUAUAUCGUAUAUGUGGUUUUAUCCAAGUAAAAAAAAAAAAAAAAAAAGUAAAGAAUAUUAUAGCAAGUGCGUGCGUUAGUAUAGUAGAAAAUUCCUAAAGAUAAGCUUACCUAAUAAGCGUCUGAUUAUAAUUUACGAGCUAUAUAGUAUAGUAUAAGUGUAACGCGAUAAGUUAUUGAAAAGUUUUUUUUUUUUUUUUUAUUUUCAUCGAAACGGUAUUCUCCCAUAGCUGUCGAAAUGAGUGAUAUUAUAAAUCUAAAUAAGCGUAGGGGACAACUUAAAGGUUCAAUAACAAGAUUUUUAAGCAUUGUAAAUACUGAAAAUCCAGAUUUAAUAAAUAUUAGGUUGCGUAGAGAGAAGCUGGAAGAAAUAUGGAGUGAGUAUCAACAGGUACAAUCGGAAAUUGAUAUAGAAGAAAAUGUAGAUGAAGAAGAACAAAAUAAAUAUAGAGAGGAAUUUGAGGAUUUAUAUUUUGAGGCUCAAUCCAAAGCGGUUAAACUUUUGGAACAUCCGAUAGAGUCGCCUAUACGAAAAUAUAGUGAUACGUUGCCGAUGUCAAGGCCUAAUUUAAUAAGCAAUUGUACACCACACCCAAGAAUAAAUUUACCUCAGAUAACUAUUCCUACAUUUACGGGUGAUCAUAAGCAAUGGCCAGUAUUUUUCGAUUUAUUUUUAUCUCUAAUACAUAAUAAUAAUGAUUUAGCAGAGAUACAGAAGUUUUUUUAUUUACGUUCUGUAUUAGCUGGGGAAGCGUUGUUAAGCAUCCAUUGCUUAGAAACAACUGCAAAUAACUACCAGACAGCGUGGAAUAUUUUGGUUAAACGAUAUAGUAACAAAAGAAUAAUGGUUUCUAAGCAUGUAAAAGCUUUAUUUGAGUUGGAGUCUUUGACCAGCGAAUCAGCAGUUAGAUUGAAAAGUUUAGCGGAUGAAGUGUUGGGGCACAUGCGAGCUUUGGAGUCGCUUGGCCAAGAGCCUGAACGGUGGGGCCCUCUUUUCAUUCAUUUAAUUUGUUCGAAACUCGACAAGAACACAUUGCAGGAAUGGGAGUCUAUUUCACAUAGUGAAGAAACAGCGGAAGUGUCACAUUUAAUUGAUUUUGUUGAGAGGCGAUAUAAGGUUUUAGAGGCUGUCGAAAGUGCUCGUAGCAUACAUAAUAGAACUAAAUCUGUACAACCUCAUUUCAUUGCAAAAAGAAAUUAUCAAAAAUCUACCUUAGUAACGUCGGCGUCUACUUUAAAUUGUUAUUGUUGUAACGAGCAACACACUAUAUAUCGGUGUCCGAAACUGUUGUCGUUGUCCAUUUCAGAGAGAAUUAAAAAGAUAUCUGAUCUGAAUUUAUGUAAAAUUUGUUUAUUAUUACACCCUAACAAAAAAAUGUUAUGCACGCCGAUGCGUUCAAUGAAAAAAUGGUGCAACUACUAA